Molecule: messenger RNA, 2588 nt
Organism: Exophiala oligosperma
Lineage: Eukaryota; Fungi; Ascomycota; Eurotiomycetes; Chaetothyriales; Herpotrichiellaceae
Exons: 2
Coding region: 1026-2450 (474 amino acids)
Molecular function (GO): dipeptidyl-peptidase activity
Source: RefSeq, a predicted model, not a curated record
UGAAGAAGCGGUCACCGUCACAGUUUCCCGCGUUGCUACAUCCUGCUUAUGCCACAGGCUGACUCCUAACACUUCCAGUGACAUGAAGCCUUUCAGCCGUGUUUGAAUACUACUCGCAGUGCGUCGCCUUUUGCACUCAUCAAGCCCACGCUGCUUUCAGGACUACUCACCGCGUCGCUAAACCUCCUACUCAACCCCUGAACUGGGACCUGACCUGGAAAGAGGUUGAGGAGGCGCCACAGCUAUGUAGUUAGUUUUCUCACUAGAUAUACUUCGAUGAGGAUCAAAUGUUCACACCUGCUUGAAGUCUUCCCUUGACCAAAGCCUACUACCUUUGUUACAAUUGUCCUCAAUGUGGGUAACAACUUGCCGAAGGCCGCUUCCCGAGUUUGACCAUCCAACCCGAUGCCGAACCGAGAGGCCAGAGCAUGUCUGAGUCUCGGAGGGUGGUCGAUAGGGUAGGUGUACGGUCGAUCACAUGGUUGGCCGGGCACAUUCAACAUGAGUAUUCAUAUCCAUGAAAAGGCAUCAACGCUCUACACCUGAGGGUUUACCUCAGCAUCAAAAGCUUCAGAUCGAUCCGUGUCGAGUCGCAAGAUGCCGAACAAGGUCAGGCACGAUCUCCACAAAGUGGAUUCGACUUCAUUUCCCUACAUUUACGAAGAGAAUGCGACCAUUGAAUUGAAGAGUUUUCAAAGGACUAGUAAGGUGCAAUAUCUAUAGGCCAAAAACCGACGAGAAAGUGCCGGUCCUUGUGACAUAUGGUCCUUACGGGAAGGAUAUCCACCUGAACGAGUGAGUUGUCUCAGAGGGCGCUGCACUGAAUCGCGGUGCCUUCAUAGGAAUGCGGAUUGACAGUAAGAGCUAGUUUCUAUCCAGCCUCGUUUGCAGAGCUCAACCCGAAGCACAAGUCCGCACAUACUUCGUUCGAGACCCCAGAUCCGGGGUUCUGGACUGCCAGCGGAUAUGCAGUGCUUCGAGCUGACGAGGUUGGAUUGGGCCAAUCUCCAGGGGUUCUGGACACAAUGUCUCAAUCGACAUCGGACGCCUUCGCCGAUGUGAUCGAGUGGGCUGCAGAUCAGCCAUGGAGCAACGGCAAGGUUGCGUUAACAGGCAUCAGCUAUUUUGGGGGCAGUCAGUGGAGGGUUGCAGCCAGGCGUCCACGAGGCUUGGUAGCUAUCUCUCCCACUGACGGAAUGGCCGACUAUUAUCGAGAUCGGUGCCGCCAUGGUGGUAUCCUGACCGGUUUCCUGGACCGUUGGUUCAGUAGACAGGUGCUUUCGAACCAGUAUGGACUCGCGGGAAAGGCAGAACGUAACUGGGGUCCUGACACCCUCGAGGGAGAUCUACCUGAAGCAGAGCUCUCUCAAAACCGCCACGAUCAAGUUGUUGACACUGCAAAAAACUUCUAUCGCGAUGACUUGUACUACGCAUCACGCGACUAUAACUUGGAGGACAUCGAAGUUCCCAUUCUCUCAUUUGCCAAUUUGGGAAGUAUCAUGAUUCAUUUCCGCGGAAACUACGAGGGAUUUCGGCUGGCAAGCUCUCAGCGUAAAUUCAUCCGCUUUAUUACCGGACGACACGACUUGCCCUUCUAUGACGACGAGCACGUCGAAGUACAGAAAAGCUUCCUCGAUGCCUUCUGCAAAGGCGAAGAUCGUGGCGGUUGGACGGAUGGAUCACGGCCACCCGUGGACUUGGUACUGCGGAGGGGCAAUGUCGGCUAUAACAAUCCAGAGGCAGAAAGGGCCUUCAAACGAAGGUUCGAACUCGAGUGGCCGCUUACUCGAACGCAGUAUACCAAAUUUUAUCUCACGCCAGAUCGUCGCCUUGUCCGAGACAUACCGACACUGAGAUACGACAGGCUAUCUUAUCGAGCUCUCGGAAACCUAGAUGAUCCGCAGGCAAUCACAUUUUCCACAGAUCCCCUCGCGACGGAGACUGAAGUUACGGGAUAUAUCGUUGCUCAUCUGAAUCUCUCGGUCACACCACAUCCCGGGGGUAAAACCCCAAGAGACAUGGACGUGUUCCUGACACUUCGCCAUUUCUCCGCCGACGGCACCGAGGUUUAUUACACUGGAAUCACCGGAGAGGCAGUGCCACUUUGCAAAGGUUGGCAGAGGAUGAGCUUCAGACGAGUAAACAAGGAACAUCCGCGACACCGUGACUGGCUCCCGCACAGAGAUUACUUCUCAUCGGAUGUCUUGCCCGUCAUUCCCGGGGAGAUAUAUCCCGUGGACAUUGAGGUCUGGGUCACUUCUGUCGUCGCCGAGAAAGGGGACCGUUUUGUGUUUGAAGUCUCGAGUGGUGAUACGCAGGGCGCAGGCCUAUUUGGCCACCAAACACUCGAGCGUUCUGCUGAGUUGCUCGCAGGCCAGAAUCAUAUUCAUUUCGGCCCUAGCUACAUCAACUGCAUAACCUUGCCCAUCAUUCCGGCAGAAGGAGUCUAAAGUACUGGAUUUGAAUGGAUUUGUCUUGCCUAUGUAGCCAACAGAGUCCGUUGACUUGGGACACGAAAAAUCUAUCAAAGGUCUGAGCGCAAAACGAACGGAGAAAGAGGAGGCCAGGCUACCUCGUUAUUCUCGAGA